UCGACAUAAGCGCACGUGGGCUUCUGAUAAGAACAGCGCCCUGCCUCUGAUUGGCAUUAACCGAACGAAGUUUUUGGCGCGCAUUUUGCUCGACGUUCAUUUGUGGCUACUAUUUAUAUUUCUUCAAUUUUUUUGCAAGUGUUUUGCAUAGAACUCUUUGUUUUUUUUUCUCUCUCUUUUGUGAUUAGAGGGGAGCAAAGGUGUGCGUGUAGUGUAAGUGUGUGCGUGUGUGGAUAAUUGCAGAGCGCACUUGAAAUAUUCAUGGAACAAGUGCAGCGACAACGGCCUGAAUAAUUCAAAGAACUACCAAGGAGGAGCAGGAGCAGAAGCAGGAGCACAAGGAGCAGGAACAGGAGCAGGAGGAGGUGCCAGGCAGGUGGGCGGUCGAAGCGGUACAAAUGAACAUGUAAAGGGAAUCCAAGUAGAGAAACAAAUGGCAGCGAACAGCAACAAGCCCCGGUACAGGUACCGUUACAAGUGCAACCACAGCGCCGCCGGCACGCUGGAAUGCCUCCUGCACCUGGUCCUAUUUGCCACAGUCGUCAGGCUGGAGGUCCUUGCCGAUGAGGAGGUAACCACAGCAUCCAGUCUCUCGGAAGAAUGGGGCUCCGGCUGGCGUGGUACCAACUUCCUGGUGGAGGUGGAGCAAACCGCUCCCAUGUCGCCGCCAUCCUCAUCCUCGGCCUCCUCCAAUGGCAGCGAGGACUAUAUGGGAGAGCUAAGCAGCCAGGAGGUGGACGAGGGCUUCACCACGGGCGCCACCACAGGAGGAGCGUCCAAUAGUAGCACUGCCGUGGAAACAGGACCCAAGAUCAUUGUGCGCACCGAGGAGGUGCUGAUUGUCGGCCUCGUCCUUGUCCUGUGGGUGGGCGCCAUCAUGCUGUUCUUCAAUCGCUGGGGCAAGAUCCGGAUGCUGGAGCCGUAUCAGCCCAAGUUUCAGCAGCAGCAUCGCAGCUCCUGUCCGCUGGUGGAUCUGGAUGCAGUUCAAACGCAUCAGCGCUCCUCCGUAUCGCGAAUGUCGAUGGGCAUGGUGCACAAUCUGAAUAUGCCGACGUGUCAAUUUGCGGCCUAUAAUCCCAACAUUUAUGCCAAGGGCUACGCCUCUCAUGUGUCCCAAGUGUCGCGUCCGCGCCAGAACUCGGUGUUUGUGGGCGCCAGCACCAGUCACUACCUGAUGCCGCGGCCUCCCAGGAAGACCCGCUCGGCGAUGGACCUGCACUCCAUGGUUCUGGACGAGAGUGCCGAACAGGUGUAGGGUCUGGAAUUAGGGUAUGAAUAAUCCUAAGAGAGAGCCGAACAAGUCAAAAGUCAAAGGGGGGUGGGCGCAUGUGACUCAUUUUCUUCUGUGGGAAAACAAGUAGUAAUUUGUGGCUAAUAAAAUUUGUAAAAUAAGUUGAAAAAAAUGACAUAGAGAUUCUGAAAUUCAGGAUUUGUAUAUUAAAGUUUUUGAAAAUUCGGGGGGAGAAUUUGGGAAAAAAUAAAGGAAAGAAAGGAAAUCUUUAAGAACUCAAAGUUUGAGCCCUAAAAAGUAUGCUUUCUUUUUUCUUUCUAUUUUUUAAAAACCUCAAAUUCCUUUUAAAUUAAAAAGAAUAUUUUUGUAAAUUUACAACUGCUAAAAACAUACUUAAAACCCAUUUUAAACCUUACUUUGAUUUAUAAAAAUAUUCAUGUUCCUUUUUUUUUGCCUUUUCCGGAAGCUCCCCAGAAUUUUCAAAAACCCAAAGGCUUCGCGUAAAAUACAAGGAAUUUUGUUAUUAAUAUUUAGUGUGGGGAAACAAAAGGCUACAAUAAAUUUGUUUAUUGAUUUUAUUUAAGUAUUUAAGUGGUUUCCAGAGACGGAAGAAAAUGGGUUAAAAAUGGCAGUUAACACGAGAUUAAUAUAUAUAAAGAUAAUUUUUUUUUGUGGAUAUACGCACUGUCCAAUAUUUGCAACUGGUAGAACUACUACCUCUAUCAUCCUCUCGAGUUCUUUCUGUGCUGGCACAGAGUCAAUUUGCGUCAAUUUUGGAUAUCAUUUGGGGCCAGCUGAGUGCUAUGACACCAGCUAUCGGCAGAGCACUGUUGCUGGUCGAUUAUUAUAUCUAGAGCUAUCGAUUGUAGAUUGUAUUAUUAGCCCUAUCCUAGCCAGUGUUACCUUAACCUUAGCUUACCAAGUUUUUUCCCAACUCUAACUUAGCGUGUUUUUUCGACAUUUACAACUACAACUACACAGUUAUUGGAUGCCAGAGCAAAUUGUUAGGAAUAUAUAUAUCCAGUAUAUCCCUGGAACGGAACUCGUUUAGUUCAUAAGCCCGAAAGCUCAAAAUAUAGAUCAAAUACUCGACCAAAAUAACCAAAUUGAGACCCUCUCUUUUACUUUAGAACCGAUCUUAGGUCUCUCUCUCUCUCUCCCAACCAACUCUUAACUAACUUGUAAGUAAUUUCGACCAACAAAAAUGGUAAACUGAGAAAACUGAGCAAAAGGACGAAAGGAAAACCAAAGAACAACUAACUAACGAAAGCUUUAAAUUCCUUGGGUCCCUUCGGAGAGGGGAAGGACCCGCAAAACCGAAACAAAGAAACCCAUCCAGAUCGAAGUACUAUAUACAUAUAUAUAUAUAUAUAUAUAUAUAUAUAUAAAACUAACUAAAGCUGAGAACCGUACUUUAGGCUUAAGGCAUACGAAUAGGAGAUCAAAAUACGUGGAUCAAUGUUAUCUCUCACACAUCUCUCUAGUCGGACAGUUUCUUCACACAACUCGAAUGAAUACGAAUGAAUAUAGUAUAUAACGAACAAUUGUUGAAUAUGAAUGUUUAAUUAACGUGUUUACAAUAUUUACAAGGCCUGAGCAAACCAAUUAUAUAUUGUACUUGUG
This is a messenger RNA of Drosophila kikkawai, 2854 nucleotides long. RefSeq lists its product as uncharacterized. Lineage: Eukaryota; Metazoa; Arthropoda; Insecta; Diptera; Drosophilidae. The record is from RefSeq and is a predicted model, not a curated record.